AUGAACGAGCGAGGCGCGAGGCGCGGCGCGGGCGCACCCUUCUACGCGCCGCCUCGACGCAAGACCUCGGCGGAGAUCAUCAGCGAGGCCCGCGCUGCCAUUUAUGGAGAGAUGAGUGGCGCAUCAGGCGGCGCGAGCGGCGGAGCGCUGCGGCCGUUGCGCACGCGACGCCCGUUCACGCCUCGCGAACCGCAACGCACGCUCUUCGCCGAGCGCACACGCAAGAAGGAGCCGCGACCGCCUAGCGCUUUUGAUCUGAAAUACCUGAGCCUGGCAGAGAGCGGCGAGGAUGUGGAGCGGUUAGCUGCUGGCCUGGCUGAGAGCCCCCUCAACGGUGUGCUAGCACCAGAGCCACAUAGAGAACAUGUCAAGAAAAAGCCUCCGAUCCGGAACCAGCCUCGCUCGGUGCAGGAGAGGUCUGGAGACGGCUGGAGCGGCUUCACCAAGCUGCCGCACCUCAAUGGUCGCAGCAAGCCGCUACACCGGCGGAACACCACCGGGCCUCAUCCCGUGGAAGAACCAAAACCAGAAUAUGAAUUGUCUCAAGCAAUCUCAAUCACUCGACCUCUAGGCAGUCACGGUGACGAUCUCAGUAAACCUGUCGAUGUUCAGAAAUCUGCAAGUCCAGAUCGUGGGAGCAGCAAGCGCAAGCAGUUUGCGGCUGGCAAGUCGGUCUCGUGUGACGCCAGCACCGGGUCCUUCGGAGACAUCGCUGUCAGACACCUCGCCGUACAGCUGCCCAACACCUCCAUACCGGACUAUGACAACAUGAGCGUCCUAGAACUAGCGGAGGCUCUUUCGCAGAGGACGCGGGACUCGGACCGUACAGUAUAUCUGAUGGAAGCCCUGCAGUCAGUCCUGGUGAAGAGCAGUCCGGCGAACAGCCUGCGGGACAUGGUGCUGCGAGCGCUCUACAUGCACAUUGACAGCGAAGAUGAGCGGGUGCUCGUUGCUAUUGCUCGAGCUUUGCUGACGAUGCGUGUGACUGGUAACCACUUGGCAGCUGCGUGCAAGCUCGUGUUCAAAAUUGCAAGGAACGAUAAAAAUGACCAUUACUUCAGGAAUACUGACCUUUUAGACCUGCUGGUGGAAGGGUGCGGGCGCGCUGACCCUCUAACUGAAGGCGAGUGCUGCGUGUACGGCGCAGGCGCGCUGCGAUUCCUAGCGCUGGACCCACGGCUCUGCGCGCUCGCGCAUCGCGCCGGCGCACUUCAUCUCGCUGCUUUACAUUUGAAGAUACUUAAUAACGCUAAAGCGGAGAACCCUCGAGCAGUGUCGGAGCAUUCAACUCACGCGCUAUACCAGCUGACCGGCGCUCUGCGCAACCUUGCGGGCGCAGGGCAGCGUGAUGUGCGGUCGUUUGUACAAAGCGGCGCCCUCGCCGAGCUGCUCGCCGCGCUUCUACACCACACCGACAGAGAUGUCCUUACCAACGUCGCUAGAUGUCUUAGCGUGCUGUCAGCAGAGGAGUCGUGCUGCAGCUGGCUGUGCGCGUCGUCGCAGAGUGCGCACGCGCUGCUGCGCGCGCUGGCCGCGUGCGCCGCGCGCGCGCCGCUCGCCGUGCGCCUCGCCUACACGCUCGGCAACAUGGCCGCCGCCGACGAACAGGCGCGGGUCAAUAUUUACAACGAGGAAGGUGGCGUCGAUGUUCUGCUCACGAUACUAGAGUCGUAUACGAAACGCAACGAGAUCGAACUGAAAGACCCCGAUGAUCCUGACAUCCAUCUUGUUGGUUCAGAUCUAGGAGGAUCAGAUGGUUCCAAUGAAGAUGUCCUUAUCAAGACGGUACGAGUGGUUGCCAACCUGUGUUUAGCGGAGCGAGCCGGGAGAGGUUUGGCAGCGACGCAUGCCGAGCGGACCAUCAGGGCACUGCUGGGCUGUCUCAAGUUGGCAGAAAAGUCUGCUGACAAUACGGUGCUACAGUUAUCAGAGGAACAACUCGCGAGCUGGACGGAGCGACGCGACGAAUUGGCGACGGCUGCGCUCGCAACGCUGAACAACAUCACCUUCUAUCGCGAGCCGCCCGAUCCCGACCCGCUCGAUGAUACGCUAGACUUGCUGUGUCGAGUGACCUGCCGAUGGUUGAAGGGGUCUGGUAUGGCGGCGUGUGAGGCAGUGCGUGCUCUCGGCAACCUGUCCCGGUCCACCAGCGCCGCACAGCUGAUCGUUAUAGAGGGUGCUCUCGAGAAUCUGGUGCCGUUUUUGCAACAUGAAGACGCAAGCGUCCGGUGCGCAGCGGCUGGCGUGCUGGUGAACGUAUGUGGCGCGGGCGUGGAGAGUGCAUGCGCGGCUGCGCUGGCGGCGCGCGCUUUGGGCGCGGCCGCGGCCUCCGGGGACUCGCCCGCCGCCGCGCUGCUGGCGCGCGCACUCUGGAACGCGCACGCGCACUGCCCGCUCGACGCCACGCAUGCGCACCAAGCGGCCACUGCGCUCACCGUGUUUAUUGACGACGACUCGGUGUUCGCGGCGUGCGAGGCGGCGCGCGGGUCCGACCGCCGAGCUAGCGACCCUGCCAUUUCGAAACACGACACCCGGGUAAAGUUCGACAUAGACAACAACAACUAUUCGCCUGACAAGCCGAAGCCAUUCGUGAAGGCUUACAGCGUCGACCAGAACCUGCAUUUAGGGGAACACUUGGAGAACUCCGAUGACGACCCCGAUAGGAACUGCUUCUCGGGAGAAGACCUAGGGUUUGAAGAAGGUGAUAUGCCAGCGGAGAGUGAGUGUGAAUGCGCUCCGUGUCGACGCCUCGCAGCUUGGGAAGAGCUGUUAGGAGUAGCCAUACCUCUUCUUGAGAAGCUGUCGCCUAACACUGCCGAUGCCUCUGUUGGUACUGAUUGAAUUCCCUCAGCAGAUUUUCGUUUAAAAAUGGUCGAGAGGACUGUUUAUACUGAGUUAAAGUGAAGUAUAAGUUGUCUUAGCAACGGAUUUGCCAAUCAAUACAAAGGAAGAAAUCUGAACGCUCCGACCGCUUUGAUUCGUCGACUGGACGCGCAAUUUUACCCAAGUAUCUACUUAAUAAGUACCUACCUUUCAUGAUUAUAAAGAAAAGAAAUUAAUAGUUUCAGGAGUUGUCUAUGUGACGUGUAUAGGCUGUUUAUGUUCAUAAAUGAAUCGGAUAUCGCUAGAGAAUUGAGAUACAACAUUUUACGCGCAACUUAAUUUUUUUUUUAUAUUGCAUAAAUCAGCGUUAUUUGCCAGCCAUACUACGGGUACUAAUAUCGCUUAAGUGGGAUAUAUUCAAUUAAAAAAACUAUUUUUAUUCUUUCGAACGUAUUGUUUCUUUCCCAGCCAGUAUAGAAGAUUCAUCCACCUAAGAUUGAUGAUGUUUCAAUUAAGUAUGAAAAUUUUCGAAUAAAUUUUUCGUUACAGCAACUUUUGAUCUAGUCAUGUAAAAAAAUAUGUUUUGUAAAUAUGAACGUCUUUAUCAAUUAUUGUUUGUCCGUAUCGUUAUC
Molecule: messenger RNA, 3455 nt
Organism: Pectinophora gossypiella (pink bollworm)
Lineage: Eukaryota; Metazoa; Arthropoda; Insecta; Lepidoptera; Gelechiidae
Product: armadillo repeat-containing protein 2
Exons: 19
Coding region: 1-2841 (946 amino acids)
Biological process (GO): cilium organization
Molecular function (GO): protein binding
Source: RefSeq, a predicted model, not a curated record